Metschnikowia bicuspidata var. bicuspidata NRRL YB-4993 is the source of this 846-nucleotide messenger RNA. RefSeq lists its product as uncharacterized. Bases 1 to 846 code for a protein of 281 amino acids. NCBI's taxonomy places the organism in Eukaryota, Fungi, Ascomycota, Pichiomycetes, Serinales, Metschnikowiaceae. Gene Ontology annotation, cellular component: nucleus; 90S preribosome. The transcript has a single exon. The record is from RefSeq and is a predicted model, not a curated record.
AUGAGUGUUGAUGAUCUUGAUGAUGGCUUGGCUUACCAAGUUGACUUCUCUAAUGAUGAGGUAGUGCUUUCGGAUGACGACAAGCAUAUGGACUCGUUGAGUGAAGACGAAACUAAAUCAUCAGAAAACCCUAAGAAGCGGUCGAAGUCAGGAUCAAAAUUACAAGAGAAAAAGAAAAUGAAGAUGCAAAUGGACAUAGAUAAAAAGAGAAACUUGUCCAAAGAGGCAUCUGCGGAUGUCAUUGCAGAUUCCAUUAAUGAUGGUUUGCGGAGAAAGAAUCCAGAUCUUUCUGCAUUGGAAAUGGCAGAGCUAUAUUUUAAAAAAACAGACUUUAGAUCAACUGCUGAGUUUACCGAGGCCAGAAAUCUUGACAACUUGCCCAAAUUUAUACUUCUGAGAUUUGACAAUAUGUUGCCAUCGAAAACACCUGGUAAAAAGAACAAAAAGAAGGGCAAAAAAAUCGACGGCACUGUGAAGACCUCAGAAACACCUGACGACAGAAAGUUCAUUGCGAUCAUCACCAUGUCUGCCAUACGUGCAUGCGACGUACAUCGCUGUCUUCGUGAGAUCCCUGGAUCAUCUUUAAAAUUAAUUAACAAGAAUAAGAUUGAUGUUGAUUUGAAGUUGAUUAAAAGCACUUGGGCUCGGGUCUUGUGUUGUACCCCAGGAAGGCUACAGAAAAUCUUGAAUAACAAGGACCUGGGAUUGAAAGCUAGCGAGAUCAAGAUUGUCAUUGCGGACAACUCAUAUUUGGAUCAAAAAAUGCAAAACGUUUUCAAUAUCAGCGAAACGACAGAAACCUUAAAACAAUUGACCGAGAGUGGCUCCAAGAUCUAUUUAUACUGA